GAAAGUUUGCGAGAACCCUCUCAUUUCUCAAUUGAAAUGAAUUAGUAUUUUUUUAAUUUAUCGUGAUUUAUAAUAUUAUUGUAUUAAUAAAGUUUUUAUGAUGUUAGAAAAAAGUUUAGUUCAGUGUUUUGAAUAACAAAAGUGGACAGAUUUUAAAAAACCCAGCGAUGGAAGACGGGAGGGACCUGAACUCCUCAACGAUAUCCUUCAUUGAAUCCAGCCAGGAGGACUGCGACCGAUGCAGCCAUUUCUUCAAGAGGAACGGCCUCAGCACCAGCUGUGAAGCUGAUAUUUCAGCCAUCGAAUGCCAGUGUGAUCUGACGCCGGGCAGUCUGGAGAUCUGGGUGGAACUCCCAGAUGAGAUCAAGUACGAUGCAUCGCUGGCACCUUUCAAGAGGCUGUACGAGCAGCAGCAUGGCAAAUUGGAAACACCAAUCGAGGGGGAUGAGGGAGACAACCUAUUCGACAAGAAGAUUGCGGAUCUCAGAACUGAAGAGAACGAAGCGCAGAACCUCCAGAAUACGCUCAAGGACAGUGGGAGUAGGUUGAUGGAUCCUCUAAAUACGAAGGCAGAAAAGAAAAUUAAAUCAGAAAGGAAGAAACAGGUGCAAUUCAUAGCUCGUAUCUUCAAGCUAUCAGCGCUGGUCGGCUGCUGGCUGCUGUUGACUGUCUCUCUCAUCAUGAAUAGGGAGAAGCUGGAUGUGGUCCUCCAUACCGCAGUUAAAGAGGGAGAAAUAAAAGAAUACGCCCUGCAGCCUACACUCCAGAGGGCGCUGGUAGCCAUCACCCUCACUGGACCCUUCAGCCAGAGCAGACGGAACGAGAGCGACCACCUACUCUAUAUCUGGCUGCAUAGGGAGUCUGAAGUCCUGGGAUUGGAGCAGAACUCCUCGAUUUGGGCCGUCCAUCUUCAGUCCGAAGAUGUCCUGGACUUCUCACCAAGCACCACGGAGUCCAAAACCCUCGCACUAGAGCAAAGUCAACUGAAGCCACCGAUCUUUAGUGUGGAUAACAGCAGCGACCUCGACCUGUUAUCGUGGGACCAAAUUGAAAAUAAUGGUACAACAGUGACUCUGAAGAUGGCGACAACUAGCAACUGCACGGUUCCUCUCACAGUGAGCUACCAAAUGAACCCUCUGGAUGAGAGAGAUGGGAUCAUAUACUCCACAAUUCUGCUCGCUUCUUUAUAUCUUCUUAUUAUUUUUGAGAUAGUGAACCGGACCAUCGCAGCACUUCUUUCCUCGUCUCUCGGAGUAGCAGUUCUGGCUCUCAGCGGUGCCCGACCUUCCUUGUCUGAGCUGGUCUCUUGGCUGGAUGUGGAGACCCUGCUAUUGCUCUUUAGCAUGAUGCUCCUGGUCGCUAUACUGGCAGAAACUGGGCUGUUCGAUUACCUGGCUGUGGUAGCCUUUGAGGUGACAGGAGGAAGGACGUGGCCAUUGAUAAAUUGCCUAUGCUUCUUCACUGCCUUCUUCUCCACGUUUCUCGACAACGUCACCACGGUUCUUCUCAUGACACCAGUCACUAUAAGGUUAUGCGAGGUGAUGCAGCUGAACCCUGUGCCGGUUCUGAUGUCGAUGGUGAUCUUCAGCAACGUGGGCGGCGCAGCCACGCCGGUGGGCGACCCGCCCAACGUCAUCAUAGCCAGCCACCCCUCCAUGCUGGAGCAGAACAUAAACUUCACGACGUUCACGCUACACAUGGGCGUGGGAAUUCUCCUGGUGUGCGUGCAGACUUACUUCCAGCUGAGGUUCAUGUUCCGGGAUAUGAACAAGCUGAGGCACAGCGUCCCUAGGGAUAUAUUAGAGUUGCGGCAAGAGAUAGCAGUAUGGCGGAGGGCCGCAGCCUCUCUCUCCUCGUACUCCAGAGACGAAGACCUGGUCCGGAGAGCGCUAGAGAAAAAGGUCAAUAAGCUAAACAGUGCACUAGUGAGGAGGGAGGCUGGAGGGGGCACCUCUAAGACAGACCCUAUGUUCUGUUCCACUCUUGCGCAGAUGAAGCAAAAGUACAAAAUCAGGGACAAGCAACUGCUGGUCAAGUCGGCCAUUUGCGUGAUGUUCGUAGUUGUUGUUUUCUUCUUACAUGCUAUCCCCGAAUUGCAGCGUCUCUCGCUCGGCUGGACAGCUCUCCUCGGGGCUCUCUUACUGCUUCUCCUGGCGGAGAGGGAGGAUCUGGAGCCUAUUCUGGCGCGGGUGGAGUGGUCCACACUCCUGUUCUUUGCGGCUCUCUUUGUGUUGAUGGAAGCUCUCUCCAAGCUGGGUCUGAUCGCAUGGAUCGGCAAAAUGACGGAAGCCGUCAUCCUGAGCGUCGGGCAGGAGUCCCGCCUGGCUGUCGCCGUCAUGCUGGUGCUUUGGGUGUCAGGGAUAGCAUCAGCGUUCGUGGACAACAUUCCCCUGACGACCAUGAUGGUGCGAGUCAUGGCCACCCUGGCUGAUCCCAACGGGCUGGGGCUCCCUCUGGCGCCUUUGGCCUGGUCGCUGAGCUUCGGGGCCUGUCUUGGAGGUAACGGCACCCUUAUUGGCGCUAGUGCGAACGUUGUUUGCGCAGGAGUGGCCGAGCAACAUGGCUACCGGUUCACUUUUGUCCAAUACCUCAAAGUAGGGUUUCCCAUCAUGAUUGGAAACCUUUUAGUCGCGUCAGUGUACUUGCUGAUAUGUCAUUGUGCUUUCACGUGGCACUGAUACUGACUUACUUGACUUCAGGUCCUUCUUCUUUUUCUUUUCGUGUCGACAACAAACCUACACAGUGUCAGCCCAAAACUCCGCCACAAGAGUGGCGUUGUCAGUAGCACUCAUCAAAUCCUCCUGAGUGCAGUUGCUUGGGCACUCAGGGCAUGACAUCAGGCUGGUGCUUCAUCGACUGGGGAACAAAACAACAGUCCUCCAUCGCGUUCGGUCUUGAGAUUCGCGCUUGAUCUCGCUCCAGGUCUUGCCGCUUUUCUUCGCCUCGGCACUGAUAUUAGAUAUUAUUAGAUAUUCAAGGGCCGAGGCGUGCACGUGGCCCCCAAAUUCAGGGGCCCCCUAUCCAGAAAUAUCACACCUGUAUUCACAAACAUUAUGAGGUCUCACAGUGCGCGUGGACGCACAGGGUCCCAAAAACUAAUUGAAAGACAAUACUUGAGUGGCGAACCAAUCGCAGAGCUCUAUUCGACGCGUGCGUUUGACUUCGCAUAGCGUUGCUGCGUCACUUAAGCAAGCAUCGUUUGUGAAUACGGGUGUAAAACUAUAAAGGCCCUUUCCCGCGACAAUCCAGUAUUGCCGGGUCACGCAAAACUGGACUGUCGUGUGAACACAGUUUUGCGGGACACUGCAAACGGGAUGUUCGCGUGAACGUUAAUAUUAAAACUCGUAUACCGCUGUGACGAUACUGUGUCAGUAUGACUCCAUUAUGUGUAAAUCAACCUUUAGAGAUGUUUUGUAAAAUAUUUUGAUAUAUUUUAAUAAAUUGUAGAAUACUAGAAAAUAUAAAAUAAACAAGGAUUCUACUAAAGCCCGGUCCGUGAACACGUAGAAUUUUGUCCAAUGACCCCUAGCUACCCAUCCUUAUCGCUGUCGCGACUGUGCGACUGGCACCCGCAGUGAGUGUGCGAGCGCGAUAGCAACAUAAUUACGCGCGAGUGAUAAGGAUGGGUAGCUAGGGCUCAUUGGACAAAAUUCUUCGUGCUCACAGACCAGACUAUACCUGUAUUUUACAAUAAAUUUAGGUACUUAAGCACUUAUUAUGUAGUACGAUACAAAUUUCGAAAUAUUUUUCUGAUUAUGUACAUUUGGCAUCGUGCUUUUAGUUGAUUUCGUGAAAAAUAUUAUUGGCAGGGAGCUCAUUCAUGGGUCCCCUUAAUUGAUAUUUAUUGUCCGUGGCGCAUAUAAAUUUUCUUAAAAAUAACUAAACCUUUGUUUGUCACCUGUCAUCAGCUUUGCAAUGGAGGGAAGUCGAACCGUAACUUCGAACUCCUCUUUUUUUUCUGAUUAAUUUCGUUGCGGGUCCAAUGACAGUUUAACUUUCCCCGGGACAAACUUGACCUUCACUGGUUAGGUUUUUAUUGGCAAAAUGGCCGUUGCUAAAAGUAGAAUGUCUAUGGUCCUUAAGUGUUACAAAAAAUGGAUAUAAAUAUUUACUUAAUUAGAAAAAUACAUGAAUAUUCAGAUACAAGAAUAAAGCAAUGAAACAAUAUAACAAAAAUAUUGUUUAUCUUUUUAUUAUAAUAAAUUUACAUAGGUAAUAAUUAAUACUAAAUGUUAUGUAAAUAAAAUAAUCUAACUGUGAAAUUAUUUUUUUAAAUUUUAUUCGUAAAAAUGAUGUAAUUAUUUUUGAAACCUUGAGUUUAGUAUACAGGGUGUAUUAUAAAAUUCUUGUUAUUAAAUGAACUAUACAUUUUAACGUCAUCCAAUUUUAAUGUGAUAUUUAUUUAUUAUUUGUACAAUGAUAUUUAUAUCUAUCGUCUAACGGUGAGUAUAGACCAGAACAUUUCUAUGUAAUGUUCGUUCUUGCGAAUGGUAACUACAAAACAGGUAACAUAAAUGACUUUUGGUUCGUGACAGGGUGUGACAUAAGACAUUUCAUAGAGCGGCUUGAUGUUCUGUUACAAGUAAAUGCUCUAUAGUCUGGUCUGCAAGCACGUAGAAUUUUGUCCAAUGACCCCAAGCUACCCAUCCUUAUCGCUCGCGCGUAAUUAUGUUGCUGUCGCGCUCGCACACUCAUUGCGGCCGCCCGUCGCACAGUCGCGACAGCAAUAUAAUUACGCGCGAGCGAUAAGGAUGGGUAGCUUGAGGUCAUUGGACAAAAUUCUACGUGCUCACAGACCGAGCUUUAGUGUAUACUCAGCUUAAUGUUUUAACGUAGGUUAGCUCGCCUUGGUUACAAAGCUGAGCUCCUUAGACAAAGUUACAAACGCGACAGAUGUAAUUUCGGAUUCGUUUCGAUCCGGCGUUGUCUUGUAUGUCGUUAUUGUCAUUGUUACUUAGUCUAGCCCUCUGAGAUCGCAUAUCGUUUUAAAUACAAAUCAUCACAACUAUUUUCUAUCAAUAAGUUGCGAUUUAAUAUUUUAGUAAGUUAUGUUUCCGCAGUAUUGUACCUAAAUAAUAUUAAG
Messenger RNA from Ostrinia nubilalis (European corn borer), 5083 nucleotides. Its product is annotated as P protein-like. Gene Ontology annotation, biological process: transmembrane transport. NCBI's taxonomy places the organism in Eukaryota, Metazoa, Arthropoda, Insecta, Lepidoptera, Crambidae. The transcript is spliced from 20 exons. Gene Ontology annotation, cellular component: membrane. Bases 168 to 2678 code for a protein of 836 amino acids. The record is from RefSeq and is a predicted model, not a curated record.